Molecule: messenger RNA, 2271 nt
Organism: Aplosporella prunicola CBS 121167
Lineage: Eukaryota; Fungi; Ascomycota; Dothideomycetes; Botryosphaeriales; Aplosporellaceae
Exons: 2
Coding region: 1-2271 (756 amino acids)
Source: RefSeq, a predicted model, not a curated record
AUGCGUGGCAAGACUGCGGCUCUUGAAAGCGAAACUCGGGACCGUCUUCCGCCAGACGCUGCACGUGUACCGUGUCUGGUUGAAACAAACGCGGAACAGUGCAGUCCUGACACGACGGUCAAAAAUCCGCCUGUAGUGCGCAUGUUCCGUAGGGCUGAUGAGGAAGGGCGUGUGGCGAUCGACGCUGCCUUGACGUUCCUGCCGGUCCAAAGUCUAUCACAACCUCAUCUCCUGCCGCCCCACAAAAAUAGAUUUUCGCACAAUGAAAUGGAACCCAGGAUCCGAUCUCUGCUGCUCGACGAUUCCUUAGCCAUCGACAGGUUCUCUCAGGACCAACUUUCUUUCCAGCUCCCCCAACAACAGCAUUCGUUGCCGCACCAUGCGUCUCGCCCCGCCCCUGUAGAGCCGAGUGCUCCUCGUCCUGGCAGUUUUGCGCUCCAUGACAUCUAUAGUCCCACGUCCAAGGAUCAUGGCAUUUUCUCGAGCCAGCGCCCAGCCAUUGCUCGCCAUCCCGCCGACCCGACGACGCUGCAGAGCGAGCAGCGCAACAGCGUCUCGCGACCGACACAAUCGGCCCCCCUCGCUGAGGUACUCAACAAUGAGCAGGCGUCGUCAAGCUUCAGCGGCUCGGUGAACGACCUCCUGCUCGACGAUGACGCUCCGAACAAAAGGCGAAAGGUCGAUGGGAACGAAAUUUUCACCCUUCCCAAGCCGUUCCCGGUGAAGAAGGGCAGUCGGAGACCGAGGAUACCGCCCCUCUUGCAGGGUCUUCAUCAGCCUCCACCGGAUGCUGGACUGUUUCCUCCCAUCACUGGCGAGCGAGUCUCUAGGGAAGCACCUAAGGUGCUGACGGACUCGAAGUCUACCGAGACGACGGAAGGCCCUCCCAAGUCGGCAGGUGCAAAGGAGUCGGAACAAUCGGCAGCGGCGAAGGAGAAGGGCCCCACCAAACGCCGCAAGAAGUGGACAGAGGACGAGACUACAGACCUGCUGAGAGGCGUUGCACGGUUUGGCAUUGGCAACUGGAAGAAGAUACUGUCGUGCCCGGACUAUACCUUUGAUGGUAGGACGGCUGUUGAUCUUAAGGAUCGCUUCCGAACCUGUUGUCCUGAGGAGUACCGGAAACUGAAGGCUCCUUCGAACGCUGACAAGGACAAAUCGCCUAACACUGCGGAGUCCGAGACAUCGAACGGAGGUUCUUCCAAUAAGCCGGCCUCUAGCUUGGUGGUGUCGAACAUUCUCCAUCCGAGCCCAUUGGCCAGCAUACCAAGGCCGGAGAAGAAGAAGCGUGGUCCUAAAGUCCAUCGAAAAGACCUUCAUGACUUGGCAUCCAUUGGCAUUGAUGCACCAUUCAAGAAAAAGGUUCGCCGUGAGAGACGCGAGUUUACUGAGCAAGAAGAUGCUGCUUUGUUGCGUGGGGUUGAGAAACUCGGACCGCAUUGGCAUGCUAUACGAAACGACCCUGAACUGGAACUAACAAGCAGGCAUCCGACUGAUUUGCGUGAUCGCUUCCGCAACCGAUGGCCAGAAAAAUAUGCAGAAGCUGGCUACAAGAUACAGCUAAAAGGCAAGAGCAAGAAGGACGGCGAAGACACCUCCGCUACUGAGAGCCCGAUGGACAAGACGCAGGCAGAAAAGAGCAGCACACAAGAUGAUGCUGUCGCUUUGACCAGCGCUGCACCUUCGACUACUCAGGUCGCAUCUGCCAACAAAGCCAGGGCACCAACAGAUCUCAAAGCCCUUCUGACCAAUUAUCCGUUUCAUGACCCAUUUCAAGACACAGACGAAGAUUUUGCAUCUGACCUGCCUUUUGGCGGCGAAUGCAGCCCUGUCAUCCUCAGUAGAGAGAUAUUUUCGUACGCGCACCCUAACGGAAACCAAUUGCCAAGCACUGUGGACCUAUCCGGUAACGGCGGCACCGACAAUAGUCAUAUAAACCCGCUCGAUACGCUUAAAAUCCCCAGACUGUCCACCAGCCAUCACUCCUCGAGCACCAGUCUGCCACCUGUGUGGCUUACAGCUCCGCUGACGGCGGGCUUGACGGAGGCGAACUCGAGCUCGAACAACCCGAAGUCAAGGUCCGACUCGAGGAACUUGGGCUCUGAAUUGGUGUCUGGAGCGGGAUCAGGGUCCAGCAACGCGGGCGCGGUCAGCUUACCCGGGCCGGCCGAUCUGCUCAUGGGACUGGACUUUGACGGCAGGGAUGCGCAUGGUCCCGGCAGUGGCAGCUUCCUGUGGGACGAGCUGCCGGGGCCUAGUUCUCUGAGUUGA